AUGUCUGCCAACGGGCAUACCGAUCGAUCAGAUGAAAUUAUCGCUGGAAUAAUUAUGUUUACGAAAAUCCAAGCGUCAUCAAAUUAUAUUCAGGUGAGCGUUGUCGGAAGUGUGCUGAAUGUCUCGGCUGUCGUGCUGAUCUAUCGCACGCCAUGGUUCCACAAUGCGUUCGGUUUCAUUUGUGCCUCGCAUUUGCUGGCCGAUGUUGGUGUCCUCGUUAUUUUCAUGUUCUGGGCCGCUCCGGCGGCGUUAUUGGGCUAUGCUGAAGCGAUAACUGAGUCAUACUUCGGCGAAAGAAUGGGUCAACUUACAAUGGUGUUCUGGUACGCUGCCAUAUAUGGACAACUACAAAUUGCUCUCAAUCGACUUAUAGCUAUUUUAUCUCCGAUGUUGUACAAGUUCGUUUAUUGA
Messenger RNA from Ostertagia ostertagi, 411 nucleotides. Lineage: Eukaryota; Metazoa; Nematoda; Chromadorea; Rhabditida; Trichostrongylidae. The record is from the annotation of a GenBank genome assembly.